CACAGCUGAUUUUGACAACUAACUUUUACUUACAUCGAAAUGUGUUUCAUUCAAAAUUAUUACAAUUCAUUACUUGUUUCACUCUAGGAGGCUUCGAGUGUACCAGUUUUUGAAAAUGCGUAAAUAAUAAUUAAUUAGUGUGUUACAAAAAUAUAACGAUGAUUUCCAAUACAAUUGUAAAGUUCCACAGACAUAAAUCAUAUCUACUCAUCGUCAGAAAUGCAAGUGCUACACAAGAUACGAAGUCUAUUCAGCCUCCUAACCCAAGGAGGAUUAGCACAGACAUGGUGGGUCCUCCAGAUCCAGUGUCCAAUCUUCGCAAAGUAAUUUUUAGAAUUCCACCUAAUGAAACCAAACUAGAAAAAAGGUACAGAGAAAUGAGAGCUGAAGUUCAGGAAUGGAACCAACAUUUUUGGGAGAAACAUAACUCUACAUUUUAUCAAGAAAGAGAGGAAUACUUAAAGAAGAAUAUGCCAGUCGAUAAACAGAACUUAACGGCAGAUGAAAUGAGUGUUUUCUACAAAGCUUUCCUUGACAAAAAUUGGAAACUACACUUAAAUUAUAAUAAAGAAUGGUACAAAAAGAACUUCGCUCUACUAAGGCUAGCAAUAAGAGUAAAAUUAAAUAAACUAUUUAGAUUUAAAGACUAGGACUUGUUAGUAUAUCAGAGAGUAAUUUUUUACUUAGAACAAUUGUUUGGUAAAUAAGGAUGUUUAUUUUUAAUAAAUAAAUGCGUUCAAAAUUGA
Spodoptera litura is the source of this 746-nucleotide messenger RNA. It is a transcript of the gene Coa8, whose product is annotated as Cytochrome c oxidase assembly factor 8. Gene Ontology annotation, cellular component: mitochondrion. Gene Ontology annotation, biological process: intrinsic apoptotic signaling pathway. The record is from RefSeq and is a predicted model, not a curated record. NCBI's taxonomy places the organism in Eukaryota, Metazoa, Arthropoda, Insecta, Lepidoptera, Noctuidae.